Nematolebias whitei (Rio pearlfish) is the source of this 2239-nucleotide messenger RNA. RefSeq names its product vitamin D3 hydroxylase-associated protein. Gene Ontology annotation, biological process: fatty acid catabolic process. Lineage: Eukaryota; Metazoa; Chordata; Actinopteri; Cyprinodontiformes; Rivulidae. Gene Ontology annotation, molecular function: fatty acid amide hydrolase activity; amidase activity. The transcript has 15 exons. The coding region runs from base 233 to 1987 and encodes 584 amino acids. The record is from RefSeq and is a predicted model, not a curated record.
CCCCUUCUCCAUCGCUUCAUACGGGAGCGGCUCCAAUCUCUCACAGCGGCUGCUGCCUGCUCUGCGACUAAACUGAACAUCCUCAGAGGUGAAGGAGCAGCGAGACGUGUCCAGGUGGAUGAACACGCCCUUUUAUCCACUUUAAAGUCAAGUCAGGAUGAGCCGUGCAGUUAUUCUGACAAAAGAGUGCGUUAGCUUCGUUAGCUAACUGCUAAGUGAAGGCACAGACACGAUGGGAGGGUUCCUUCAAGAUGUCAAGAUGGACAAGCGGACAGCGGCUCUGCUGACGACAGCGGCCUGCGGCUUGGGGGUUCUGCUGGUGCUGGUUCGGUCGGUCAGCAGCCGUCGAGCAGCGAAGGUUAAGGUCCAAAGAGCCAGGAGCCGAAGGACGGAGAGCCUGCAGCGAGCGGAGCAGCAGGUGCUCCUCUUCAGGCAGACGCAUCCGUCGACUGACUCUGAUCACAUCUUGUCUCUGUCGCUGUCCGAGUUGACAAAGCAGCUGCAGGACGGUUCUCUGAGCGCCGACGAUGUGUUUUACACAUACAUGGAAAAGACUCUGGCUGUGCACAAGAACCUGAACUGCUGCACAGAAAUCCUCCUUGAGAGUUUUGAUCAGCUGAAAACAGUGGGCUCCAACAAGAAUGGCCUCCUCUACGGAGUUCCAGUUAGCAUCAAAGAGAAUAUAGCAAUUAAGGGUCAAGACUGUUCUUGUGGUGUGAUCAUUAAUCUGGAGCAGCCCGCUCACAAAAACAGUGUGAUUGUUGAAGUUCUGAAGAAACAAGGAGCUAUUCCUUUUGUGAAGACCAACCUGCCUCAAGCCCUGUUAAAUUAUGACUGCAGUAACCCCAUCUAUGGGCAGACUCUUAAUCCCCAUAAUCCCCAGAAGACCUCUGGAGGUUCAUCUGGUGGAGAGGGGGCUCUCAUCGGAGGAGGGGGUUCCAUCCUUGGCAUAGGCACUGAUAUAGGGGGGAGUGUCCGUAUUCCCGCCUCGUUCUGUGGGAUUUGUGGCUUUAAGCCAACUUCAGGUCGGCUCAGCUCACAGGGGCUUGUUCCAAUUUAUCGAGGACAGAAGUCUGUGUUGUCAUCUUCUGGGCCCAUGGCGAGGGAUGUGGACAGCCUUGCUCUGUCCAUGCAGGCUCUUCUCUGUGAUCAUAUGUUUUCCUUGGACCCCACUGUGCCACCAUUACCUUUUAAUGUUCAGAUAUACCAAAGCUCCAAACCUCUAAGAAUUGGUUAUCUGGAAUGCGAUGGCUACUCGCAGCCCUCUCCGAGCAUGGCCCGCGCCGUCAGAGAGGUCAAAGCUCUGUUAGAGCGAGCGGGGCACACCCUGGUGCCUUACCAACCUCCGAGGUUGGAGCAAGUUAUGUGUGAGCUCGUAGUGCAGGCUGUAUUCGCAGACGGCUGCACGAACAUGAUGCAAAAACUAAAGGGGGGGCCUGUGGACCCUUGCCUCAAGUUUCAGGUUGGGAUGUACGGUCUGCCAAAGUGGUUAAAGAGAACCCUGGGGUUCAUCCUCAAGCCCUUUUCUCCCCGUUUACCUGCCGUCUUCAAUUCUCUGUGUGGCCUGAGUUCUGCUCAAGAUCUGUGGAAGCAGCAUGCUGCUGUGGAGGACUACAUUAUUGAGACUGUAACACUCUGGAGGGAAAGCAACAUGGAUGUUCUGCUGUGCCCUGUGAUUGGACCCGCCUUCAACUUCUCAUACUGUAGCAGAAUUUCAACUGUUCUCAGUUACACGAUGCUUUACAAUCUACUAAAUUUUCCUUGCGGCGUGGUUCCUGUUUCCACGGUGACAGCAGAUGAUGAGGAGGAACUUAAACACUACAGGGGAAUUUAUCAGGACACCUCGGACAAGUUCUUCAAACAGGCUGUGACCGGAGCCGAGGGUCUGCCCGUGGCCGUGCAGUGUGUGGCUCUGCCGUGGCAGGAUGAGAUGUGUCUGCGCUUCAUGAAGGAGGUGGAAGAACUCGUCAAACAGAACAGGAAGUAGAACGUGUUCGGCCACAGCAGCUGAAGUUAGCUGAAGUACCACAGCUAAAAUGUCAAUGCAGCCUGUUUGUAAAGAGAGUGCUCUUUUGUAAUACUGUGAGUCGAACUAAUUAAUUGCUAGAGGCGUUAACUACUUUACACAAUCAGGAAUGUAGUUGCAGUUAUUAAAGCUUUUACAUGAAGGUAGUAUUUACUUAUUUGUAAUGUUUUGACAUAAACUACAGAAACUUUAACAUAUUAAUAAUAAAAAUGU